GGUCUAGCUGGCUUGUCUGGAUUUCUCCAGCCUUGCACACUGGGAACUCAAAGUACCACUCUGUAUUGUGUUUUGUAAUGGACAAUUAUUGCAGUCGGAGCAGUGGCAGCGAGAUUAUCGUCUUCCCCUCUCCAUCCCCCUUGCCCUGGCGCCUGUGAAACGGAGCAUCCCCAUGGCAACAGCGGCGGCUGGUCCCUUGAUAAGAGGAGCUGGAGCCCAGCAGCAGCCACUGCUGCAGAGAAGCCGGCCCAGCUUGGGGAGCAGGCUUGCCCUCCCCUUCUCUCGCCUUCUCAUCCCAGAGCCUGCACUGAUUGUGAUCCAGGAAUCUCAAGAACAGAGGAUCGGUUUGGGCCAUUUUAAUCUUUUUUGUCUUGCUGGAGAAGAUAUACCUCCUUCGAUGAUGUCCACUGAGCAAAUGCAGCCACUGGAGCUCUCAGAAGACAGGCUGGACAAGCUAGACCCUCAUCGUGAGCACUUAGAUGACCUUUCAGACCAGUUCAUUAAGGACUGUGAUCUCAAAAAGAAGCCCAGAAAGGGAAAAAAUGUGCAGGUUGCCCUGAAUGUUGAGUCAGACCAAAAGAAACCAAGAAGAAAAGAUACACCGGCAUUGCACAUCCCACCUUUCAUACCAGGUGUGCUUUCAGAACAUUUCAUUCAAAGAUACGAUGUUCAAGAGAGACAUCCAAAGGGCAAAAUGAGUCCAGCUGUUCAUAACACUGACCUGGAACAGAAAAAACCAAGGAGAAAAGACACACCUGCCCUGCACGUGUCCCCCUUUGCAGCAGGUAUGACACUGCUCAGGGACGAGAGACCCAAAGUGAUCAUGGAAGAUGACGAAAAGGAUGGUGACAAAAUAGCUAUCUAAACAGAGUUCCCCUGAGACCCUUGUAAAUAGGUUAGAUUGGUUCCCUGUGGCGACCUAGAAAAAAAAUAGACUUGCUUCUGCUCUCAUUUUGUCAUAAUCUGCCUUUAAGAUCCAGACACCUUUCCCCCAGGAGGCAUACUAUAUCAGAUUGCCAGUCACCUCUUUGACUCUCUCUUCUUUCUUGAAUCCGGUUUCUAUUCCCGCCUCUUGACUUUUCGUUUUCUAAUGCAGUGGAAAGGAAACAGAUCACUCCAAAGUGGGAGGUAACAGGGAAAACUCUAGUGUUAGCUUCUGCAUCUUCUGGAUCAAUUCAUGGAGCAAAGAAUAUGAAUAGCAUGGAAGUGCUUUAUUUCUUGGUCUACACUGGUGACCAGGACUUGACUUGACAUUAUCCAAAUAGCAGCUCAAGGGGGGACUGACUCCCUGUUGCCAGUUAAGGAGGCGGGAAGGCUUGGUUCAGACUCACUGAUUACUUUGGAGAACAUGGUCUUUUGUGUCCUUUAUCUUUCCUCAAGAGUCCAAGUGUCUCUGGUGACCUUUCUAUGAUCCUUGUAACUGAUACCCUAAAGGCGAAUGAGUUGGGCAAGUCAACCCAAUUGACCAUGUGGUCUACUGAGAAGCUUAGCAAUAUUUCUUAUUUAUUUUUAUUUUUUAAAACAUCUCUUAACCAUGUUAUCCUGAAAUUUGUGAGCUGUGUCCCAAGUGAACCAUGAUAGGUAGAAUAUUGUUCGUGAUGAAUUUUCUCUUUAAAAAAUUAAUUAAGGUCGAUGGAAGGCGUUUGUAUAUUUUUAGCAUUCUGACUUAUUUAGACCCCAAUAUGCUUUCUUGAAUGGGAAGGAAAAAUGUGGUGUUAGCUACUGAGCAGGGAUCUACACAUAACCCCAGCCCCAGCCUGCUGGCUAUGGGUGCCGUGGGAAACCUUUGCGUGAAGGCCUCAUCCACCAGGUGAUGGAUGUGAGGAGAUGCAAAAACUGUUGUGCAAAAGUAGAAAGGUGGAUAUUCAAACAGAUCCCGCCUGAAAGGGCUAAUGUGGAGGCUCUGUAUACACCCUGCUUCCAAAAGGCUGUCUUUCUCACAAACGUGGACAAGAUAUAGGACACUGCUGGUAAUAAAAACGCUUCUAACCACA
Messenger RNA from Felis catus (domestic cat), 1994 nucleotides. RefSeq names its product protein phosphatase 1 regulatory subunit 17 (gene PPP1R17). The transcript has 6 exons. Gene Ontology annotation, molecular function: protein phosphatase inhibitor activity. The record is from RefSeq and is a predicted model, not a curated record. Bases 173 to 865 code for a protein of 230 amino acids. Gene Ontology annotation, biological process: regulation of phosphatase activity. NCBI's taxonomy places the organism in Eukaryota, Metazoa, Chordata, Mammalia, Carnivora, Felidae.